CGGUGAUAGGCGGAGGGGCACAUCUGUCACCUGUGAGUCUUUAAGGACAGGACUGUAGCGAGGGCGCCUAUCAUCAUCAUCAUCAUCAUCGCUUUCGCUAAAACUCGUGUCUUUUAAUUAGGAGGAGGAGAAGAAUGUAAUUCCUCAAAUCCUGUCCAACGCGUUAGCUCACGUUCCUGCGCCUUUGUCCCGUAGACGGAAACCAAGUAACCUGAGGCAGCAGGCUACUAUCGCUCUCGUACAAACACAAUAACUCCCAAUCUCCUGAGCUCCAGCUCUUCCAUACUUCAGCCCGUCUAGAGACUGAAGGCUGGGACCAGCUCCAGCCCGCUGAGCGCUUCUUCCAAGAUGGAACGGCUGCACGCGUCCGAGAGCCCCCCGGAGAGGAGCAACCACACGGCGUUCAUAGACGACAACAUCCUCUACGUGUGGGGAGGCUACCAGGUGGCAGCAGGGGUAGACUUGAUCCUGCCUUCUGGAGAGAUCUGGGAAUGUGAUCUUGACAGCGGAGAGUGGGUGUGCCGGGCGAUCGGGGGUGACACGCCCUCAGAGUUGUCUGGGCCUUGCGGUUCUUUCCUCGACGGUUCGCUGUACGUCUUCGCUGGCUGCGACCCCAUGGGCUACACCAACCAGUUUUUCAGUGUGGAUUUGACGGAGGAAUGCUAUACCUGGAGGCGGAAAACUGACACCAAUGGAACUACGCCUUCGCCCCGGAACAAACAUUCCUGCUGGGUCCACAAAGACAGGCUGAUUUACUUCGGGGGCUACGGCUGCAAGACCAUCCAGGAGGUGAGGAACACGUCGGCGCAGAGCUUCAUCGUGGAGGAAACGUCCUGGUCGGCGAUCGGGACAACAUAUUUCCGGUGUUGGGGUUGGAACAACGAGGUGAACGUCUUCGACACGCAAACCAACACCUGGAGCAUGCCAGAGACGCAGGGCCCGGCCCCCCCCCCUAGGGGCUGCCAUGCCAGUGCUGUCCUGGGGAACAGAGGCUUUGUCUGUGGAGGGUUGGACUCCAAGGAUAUCGACCUUUACUGUCUGGAUCUGGACACCUGGACCUGGACAUGCUAUGACGUCUACCCAUCGCGUGUGCCCAUUGGUCGCUCCAUGCACACGCUCACGCCCACGUCUGACCACACCCUCCUCCUGUACGGAGGCUUCGGGGCCAACGAAGUGGGCGUCGACAAAUCCAGAGGCCGCAGUGACGCCUGGCAGUUUGACACACUGACGAAGGAGUGGAUGGAGAGAACCGAUCAUCCACACCACGACAAGCCCAGGGUGUGUCACUCUGCGUGUCGUGGCGCGGGCGACCAGGUGGUGGUGUUCGGAGGAAGUAGCAACUUCUGCAUCCAGAUGGAUUCUGUGGCGGUACUCCGGUCUCCACGCCAACAGCACUCCAAGGACAUGUUUGUGUUCCAGAAUCAGCCCUCCUCCCUGAGCAGACUGAGCGAAGACGCCGUGGCGAGGAACCAAACCCUUUUAACGCAGCAGCUGUCAUGGCUGCCGCGCCGGACACUCAAGGAGGUCUGGAAAAGACUGGCCUUCUUUUCCAGCCAGCGGCCAGCGGCCCCAACGAGGCCCCCAGGGCCCCCAUCACAGCAACCAGGGGCCAACACGCGGCAGCUAGAGGCCACAGCUUGAGGAGCUGACGAAUGGGCAAUCUUUUUUUAAUUUUAGUCAUCUUUGUUUUCGUUGUAAUUUGAAUUUUUGUAUGUGAUUUAAUUGUUCAAAAAUAUAUUUUAAUGUUCUUGAUUGUACUGUUAAUAGUCUGUUUUAAAUUAUCUAAUAAACAUUUUUAAAAGCCA
Messenger RNA from Gadus morhua (Atlantic cod), 1805 nucleotides. Its product is annotated as kelch domain-containing protein 1. The record is from RefSeq and is a predicted model, not a curated record. Bases 349 to 1641 code for a protein of 430 amino acids. The transcript has 13 exons. Gene Ontology annotation, molecular function: protein binding. NCBI's taxonomy places the organism in Eukaryota, Metazoa, Chordata, Actinopteri, Gadiformes, Gadidae.